AUGCUGGAUGUGGUGAUUCGGGAGAGAUAUGUACUGGACACAAUUCGCGCCCCGGAGGAUUUCGCCCAUGAGAAAGCCCACGAAGCCGCGGGAUCAGCAACCCUGAGCGAACUCCCCAACGGAGAUGUGGCUUUUGGAAACCCCAAGGGCCUUGAGACCCUGGCGCAUGCAUCUCAGUUCGAAGAAAUCCACAAAGAGUUAGGCGACCUGAAACAGGAACUUGCUAAGGUUAAUGAGAAACUCCGCGACCAUGACCGACUUCUUGGAGACAGUAGAAGUUGGAUGACAGUCAGAAACCGGAUUUUUCUCACCUUUCUAAGAUAUCACAGCAAGAAAGGUUCUUCUUUCAUAUCAAGACUCGUCGAUCCGUUUGGCUCGAAGCAGAAGCAACAGAUCAAGGAAUGCAACAAGCUCAUCCACGAAGCGGACAUGGUCACAGAUAUGCGAAUGGUUAAGAUGUGUCCCGAGAGCAGCGAAUAUCAUGAUGGUUUCGACAUGUUCGACAUGUACGAAAUGAUUUAUUCAUGUUCUCUCUCUGUUGCGGAGUGUCUAGAGGCCAACCGAAUGACAUACGCAAUCAAGACAAUUGACCAAAUUGCAAGCUACGGACUCAGUGAAGAACAUAGAAUGUCUCGCGGUCAAGGAAAAGCAGCGAAAGAGUUAGAGUUAUAUCUUCAGGGAAUCAACCCAGGAAAGGGUAUUGCCCCGGAGGAAGCUCUAAAGCUGCAAAGUAUUUGUGACGCGUUUCAAGCGGCCAAGGAAUAG
Aspergillus melleus is the source of this 765-nucleotide messenger RNA. RefSeq lists its product as uncharacterized. The coding region runs from base 1 to 765 and encodes 254 amino acids. The record is from RefSeq and is a predicted model, not a curated record. Lineage: Eukaryota; Fungi; Ascomycota; Eurotiomycetes; Eurotiales; Aspergillaceae. The transcript has a single exon.